This is a messenger RNA of Aureobasidium namibiae CBS 147.97, 651 nucleotides long. Its product is annotated as glutathione S-transferase. NCBI's taxonomy places the organism in Eukaryota, Fungi, Ascomycota, Dothideomycetes, Dothideales, Saccotheciaceae. The record is from RefSeq and is a predicted model, not a curated record. The coding region runs from base 1 to 651 and encodes 216 amino acids. The transcript has 2 exons.
AUGCCAGACAUCACACUAUACUUUCUGCAAGCCUCUCGCUGCAUACGCACAGCCUGGCAACUCGAAGAAUUGGGUCUAGACUACACCCUCGAAUUCACAGACCGCGAGAACGGAAAAGCACCCCAGCACUUCAAAGACGCCUCUGGCGACGCACUAGGAAAAUUUCCUCUGAUCAAAGAUGGAGAAUUGAUCGUGACGGAAAGCGGCGCUAUAGCUGAAUAUCUCUGUGAAAAAUACGAUACCUCGCAUAAACUGCUCCCUGAAGACACAGCAACACGCAUCCAAUGUCUGCGUUGGCUGCACGCCGCCGAAGCAACCUACGCCCUCCACGCCCUAGCCAUCCUCUACACCCGCUGGUUCGGCGCCGACAACCCCUCCGCGGCCGAAAAAACCGAACAAGGCAUGAGCGUAAACGUAUGCAACGACAUGGAUUUCCUAGACGCAUCACUGGCGAAAAACAAGACCAAAUUCCUGGUGGGCGAUACCGUUACAGUGGCUGAUUGCAUGAUGUUGUUUUCGGCGCAGUUUAUUCUGGCCAGGCAGUUGGGGACCAAAGGAAGAAAGUGGGAGAAUGUGGAGAGGUGGAUUGCCGAGUGUGAAGGGACGGAGAGCUACAAGCGUGCGCUCGAGAAGACGGGACAUGAGUUGUAG